AUGGAAGAGAGCGGCUGGCAGCAAGUGCGUACCUACGCUGACCAUCUGGGUCAUCGCGUGGUGCUUGAGCAGUACGUCGUGCCAGACCCAGAACCCGACCACCUGGUUCCUAUCCAGGUUUAUAGCCUUGUCCCCCUGGAUGACGACCACGAACAGCUACGGGAAUACCUGAUGCAAAAUUUCUGGAGUGAUGAGGUCGUGCCUAUGUUUGAGAUUUAUUCAUACCGCCCGCCCGACCCCUUCGCCUGUAUUGAGCAUAACCGCCUCGAAAUCGCUCGCCGUAAGCAGCAACACCGGUCAGGGAUCGAAAAUGCACCCCCGCUGAUUCCGCAAUUUGCCGGUCGUCCCGACAAGUCGAUUCCCAUAGGGUUUUGUGUCCUAAUACGGUCGCACAGCUAUCGACUGGGCGAAACCGACGAGGAAGACCUUGCUGAGGCGGGCGAAGGCCCGGAUAUGCUCUACUUCAACCGCUCGUUUUCCAGCACGCGCAGUGAUAAUCAGAAUGACCUCGGGGAGAUUGUCGUACUCGAUAUGUUCAACAACGUCGGUCGCGCCGGGACGCGAGACGCCUUGGACGUAGACGAGGGUGAGCCUCCCAUCUCGGAUAUACCAUCAGAAGAGCAAAUCCGCGACGAACUUGGCCAGGAAACUGCAGUUGGCGGCUUCUCUCUUGAUCCGGCAUACCAGGUUACUCAGGAUGCCGAUAUUGUAACAGUCAGCAAUACUCCUGAGGGAAACAUCUCUGAUAUUCAAUACAUUGUCCAUGCGCUUUUUCUCAGCUCUAUCCGCGACACAGCAGGGUCCUCCCUUUUAGAAAUCACAGCGCACCUCUUCACAGCAUCAAUUGUCUCUCACCUCCCGGCCAAUAAAACCCUCACUCUCAAGUUCUUUAUCCCAAAGUCCCCUACUUGGGCGGCCAUCCGCCCCGCUCAAACUGAAGUUAUUGAAGUUCUAUCCUCUCAAUCAACCCAAGAAGAGAACCGAGAAGAUCCCUUCCCUAUCGGCGCCCUGCACACCUUCCAUGCGGGCGACGGACAAUCCCCUACAACGCACCGCAUGACGCCUCAACUCAGCGACGCGUAUUUUGUCCCGACAGAAAAGCCGCCCCGUAUCCCAUUUCGCCUGUUCACAGUUGUGCUCGAUCGCGCCAAGUUUGUCUCCGAGGCCGGAGUUUAUUUCUACAAGGCGUACUGGGAUUCGACUGGAAAUGUGGACCCCUACGCAGAGGAUGCUCCCGAUGAUACACAGGUUUCGCGUGGCGUGGACUUAAGUACGACUGCCGGACGGUUGGGGCUGGUGGUUCCUGACAGGUAA
Molecule: messenger RNA, 1314 nt
Organism: Penicillium egyptiacum
Lineage: Eukaryota; Fungi; Ascomycota; Eurotiomycetes; Eurotiales; Aspergillaceae
Source: the annotation of a GenBank genome assembly